AUGGGCAUCAGAGGCUUGUCGAGUGUUAUCGAGGGUGACUGUCUAAAUUUUUCCGUCGUUUCACUGCAUGACACAAUAGUGGUCGUGAGUGCAACCGAAUUUGUAGAAAGUCUGUGGGGUCCAGAGAACCCAACUGAUGGAUAUGGAUUAAGUCCUCUAGAAUUGGCACUGAACUUCAAGCGUGCCCUCAUUAAUUUUCUCGAAUGCGAGAUUCACCCAGUAUUCGUGUUUACUGGACUAAACGAUGCGGCUGAACUGUGCAUUAAGUAUGUAUUUUCUACAAGACAAAGUGCGGGCGCUGCCGCCGCUCUAGCCGUUCUGCUUGACUGUCCAUUAAUUAGCAAUAACUCCGACAACUUUAUAAUUUCGUGCAAUCCUUCACAAGACUCUCAAAAGUUAUGCUCUAGACUGAAGUUCAUACCUAUUUCAGGCUUGCGUCUAUCACCUGUUGAGUUGCCAUCUGAAGCACCCGUCGACUCAAAAGCACGCUACUUUCUCCAGGCCCAUGUAUAUAAUCCCACGGAAUCUGUUUUAAGUCGUCUCACUCCUGUUGCGUGCCGAAUAUUUGGGGUUUUAUUUGGUGACGAGUCUUGCCCCCGUCUCAAAUUGCCUGACGAAGUCGAUAACGCAGAACUCAGUGAUGAUUUCGGUCGUUUCGACUGGAAAAUCAGCAGAGAUGCCCACAAACUGGCCAGGUGGAUUGAAGACAUCGGACCGACCUCUGCUGUUCUGUCUGUUGCAUCUGCCGUUAAGGACGCCGGGCUCAAGUCCCUUAUAUCACGCUGCGUGCCUGAUGCAGUAUCGCGCACUCAGCUAGAUCUGAGGGAAGCCCUUCAACUUGCCGAAAGUUUAGACUUAUCAAUUGCUUCCGAGGAUCCGCAAAUGCUUUCGGCCAUCCGUAAAGGGACCGGUGUUAUUAUCCCGUGCAAUAUGCACUAUUUAAUUGACUUGCCCUCAACUUACAGAAAAUCACAAAUUUUGCGGUUUCUCCACCUCUCUUUCAUCUACUCCUAUGAAUCAGUACUAAUGGGAGUCUCUACGGUUAAUGGAGCCCCCCCUCAUAUUUUUGAAGUUGACAUGAACGCACCAAAGGAUCUGUCAAUUUAUCGCAUUAGCCUCCGGCCUCUCUUGUUACCAACUUCUGUACAGAAUUCGCCAAGAAACUUCGUUUAUGGCCAGUUUGCAUUUUCUCCUUGCCCUCAAAUACCUGAGGGACUAAACGAUUUUGCCCUAUGUUUGGCUGUAUGGCACACGCAAAAACAACAGGAGACUCCUCACAAACAGUGUCUCCGCCAUAGUGAGUGCCCCUUUGUUCUCUCCGCUUGUGUCUGUGCUUUGGCUAGCCAAUUCAACCGAAUCACUGCGUGGAAUGUAACCUUAGCUCAUUACGCUGCGGUUGUGGACUCCUUGGAACAGGAAAUCUCUCCAGUAGAUGCCGGUUCAGACCAAUAUUCUGACAAAGAAAUCCUGCACUCGGUCGCUGAGCUCCAAGAUGUAUAUGCAGAACUGGUUUCUUUGUUGAAUUUCGUGAAAGCCGUCUCUCUGGAAACUUCAAGUGAACCGAAGGAAUUCCCCUCUUCCUUUAAAUGCUAUCCGGAGCACUGGGUUUUCCCGUCGAAUAGGUUGUUCUUUUGGAUUGUUAAGUCUCUUCAUCAGUUGCCCACCGAGUCCCGCGCUCAAACAGCCAUACGCUCGCGUCUGCCAAGACUUUUUGUACCGUCGAAUGGUCCAGAUAUAUCGGAAUCGUGCGUGGCUACAAUAUCGGAUCUUUCUUUCCUGCUUCAGCUUCUCAACUCUACCAAUAUUGUUUUGCCAGAAAUCAGUUGUACCUCGGUCCCAGCAAACCUCAGAAACAUGCAGAAGGACUCUACUAUGUUGUUAUCCGAGAAGCAAGCCCUUGAAACCCUUGCAAACGUGUCGAGUUCGUCGUUUAUCGAAGACAUGCCACGCAAGAUGAACGAAGGCGCAGACUCCGUUGGAACCACCAGCUUUCCCUCUUUCCGAUCCAGGUGUGAAGCUACUGGAGGAUUCCUUCUGACGAGCGAUUCUGCGGAUGACAGCGUAGGAAAUCCUCAGUGGACUCGGCAGUCGGUUGGCAAAGUACCCGCUUCAAGUUGUCCGCAAAAUGACUUUCCAUUACCUGGCGGCGACACUACACGAAAUGCUGAUUUUCAUACGUUCAGAGAAAGUCCUAGUGAUUCAUCUCUUUCCAGGUGGUCACGUGGGGCAACUACUUCGAAAUUUGCCGGGAGUCGUAAUAAGGUUCCCAAUCAAACGAAUGGGUGGAGUGCUGGUGAUUUUUCAGGUAGAGGUGCUUCCUAUUCACUAGAAAACACUGACACCAAUGGCUCUUCUACUAAUUUCAAUUGGGAAUCUAAGCCUGUCGGUGCACUUGCAGAUACUGAUUACAUCAGUUCUGACUUCUCUAAGGCGUCUCAAGAGUGGAUUCGCGCUCCUCAGGAAACCGAUCAGUCAUAUGCCCCAGACCGUCAGUGGAAGGAAUAUGGUCCUCCUUCUGGUUCGGCCCGCCGCCCAGCUGUCAUUGGGGGUGAAUCAUGUGAGGUGCCACCUGCCGACGACUACAACAACUGGAAUCAUUCAUCCUAUGACGCGAGUGAGGGCCGCCCAUCCUACGGACCUCCAAAGCACUCUGCACAGAGUGCGGGCUCCCGUGGAUAUCCAGAGCCUCUAGAAGGGGAAGGAUACUUUCAGCGCUCUUAUUCUCAGCCUUCGGAGUAUCCCCAACCUGGAGUAGGGUCCGGUGAUCAAUUUGACCAUCCUCAUCUAACAAAGGGCUCGGGAAGUUGGGAUGUUCUUUCUGCCCCCAAGUUUGAUUAUACAUACGGAUCGGGUGGAGAAAAUCUGCCCCAAUCAAGUUUUGAUCGGCGGCCUACAAGCAGAGGAGACUCCUAUAAGUCUGACUUUCCCAACGAACUCACUACCUCUUAUACGCCACCAGUUACUCGAGGUAGGGGCAGAGGUGGCCGCAGAGGCAGUGACUAUGCUAGCCGCCUGAGAGCACGUGUUACCCUGCGGUGA
Molecule: messenger RNA, 3039 nt
Organism: Dibothriocephalus latus
Lineage: Eukaryota; Metazoa; Platyhelminthes; Cestoda; Diphyllobothriidea; Diphyllobothriidae
Source: the annotation of a GenBank genome assembly